This is a messenger RNA of Rodentolepis nana, 249 nucleotides long. The record is from the annotation of a GenBank genome assembly. NCBI's taxonomy places the organism in Eukaryota, Metazoa, Platyhelminthes, Cestoda, Cyclophyllidea, Hymenolepididae.
AUGCCUUUGCUCCUUUUUUUCCAGAAACUCUACACUCAAGCGGCAGCGCACCUCAAACGCGUACAGUUGGAAUUGGGAGGAAAUGCACCUUUCAUAAUCUUUGAAUCUGCUGAUCUCGAUUUGGCUGUGUCUCAGGUCGUGGCCUCAAAAUUCCGCUGCUCCGGUCAGGUAGGCAAGUUUGUUCUUCUUCUGCGUUUGAACACUGUGCCAAUUAUUAUUACUGACCAGUGUAAUGCCGAUUUCAAGUAG